AUGCCACGCACCCGCGGGGACAAGGGGACCCCCAAGGACACGGAGCCCCCUCAGAAGGGGAAAGGGGGGGGCGAGGCGGGGGAGAACCCCCCCAAAGCCCCCGAGGAGCCCCCCGCCCACAAGAAUUCCGGCUCCGAGUCCCGGCACGGCGGCCACGGGCAGAAGAGCGGGAAGAAGGGCUCGGGGGACCCCCACGCCGCGGCCACCAAGACCUACUCCCCCUUCCUCAACACCGUCUUCGGCAAGUUUGACAUGAACGGGGACGGGGAGAUCAGCACGGCCGAGAUGCGCGAGGCCAUCGCGGCCCUGCUGGGGGAGCAGCUCAAGGCGCAGGAGGUGGACGAGAUCCUGCAGGACGUGGACCUCAACGGGGACGGGCACGUGGACUUCGACGAGUUCGUCAUGAUGUUGUCCUCCCGGUAACGGGGCCUCCGGGCAG
Molecule: messenger RNA, 439 nt
Organism: Lepidothrix coronata (blue-crowned manakin)
Lineage: Eukaryota; Metazoa; Chordata; Aves; Passeriformes; Pipridae
Product: calcium-binding protein 4-like
Exons: 3
Coding region: 1-423 (140 amino acids)
Molecular function (GO): calcium ion binding
Source: RefSeq, a predicted model, not a curated record